Messenger RNA from Rhizopus microsporus ATCC 52813, 1170 nucleotides. RefSeq names its product DUF155-domain-containing protein. The record is from RefSeq and is a predicted model, not a curated record. The coding region runs from base 1 to 1170 and encodes 389 amino acids. NCBI's taxonomy places the organism in Eukaryota, Fungi, Mucoromycota, Mucoromycetes, Mucorales, Rhizopodaceae. The transcript has 4 exons.
AUGGCAACUAAUCGACAGCGACAGUACCAUACCUUUGAGGAUACGGCAACAUUGACCAAUGGUCAUGUCCAGAAUAAUGGGCCUGUCAAUAGACAUGCAAAACCUAAUCGUACGACCAAGAUAUCACAAAAACUCAAACUAUUUCCUGAUAAUGACGAUGCCAGAACGGUGGAAGAGAAUCUAUUUGAUGUUGAUGUGUAUACGCAACUUGCCCAAAUACCUCAUGAUUCAGCACGAUUAGAAGCUGAGCGAUUAAACAAGUUGGAUCGAAACAGUUUAUCUCGAGUUACUGCUUACUGCACAGCUUCAUCAUAUCGAAUGAGUGAAGUAUUGAAAUAUUUGAAACUAAAAAAGAAGACCAACUGCACAAAGCCUAAACGAUUUGAUGAAUGUUUGUAUACGCCAUAUACAUUCCAUCCACCACCACCUCCUUCUAUUCAUAAUAACAACAACAAUAAUCAUAACGCUGUUGUUAAAAUAUUACCAGAGAUGUUCUUGUUUGAUUAUGGUGUGAUUGUCUUUUGGGGGAUGACGCUUGAGGAAGAGGCAAAAAUACUGAAGGAACUUGAACCAUUUGAAGAAGAAAAGCUAGAGAUAAACGAUGUUGAAACAGAAGAGUUUAGGUACUAUUAUACUGAAUAUCAACAACCUCGAAUAUACAAUGACAUUAUCACCUUACGUCACCCGUCAAAUUAUCUUGUCAAGUUGACAAUCUCACAUGCCAUUGCACAAAGUGUUAAAAUGACCUUAUUUGAAAGACUGAUUGAUGAUACCAUUACUGAAACAAAGUAUAUACCUCAAGUCAUGGCUGAGAGUGGUAAUAUCCACAUAACGGCGAUUACCAAAAAGAUUGGUCAGCUAUUUAUCAUGCGAAUCAAUGUCAACCUGGUAUCCAAUAUACUCGAUACACCCGAGAUCUUUUGGUCUGAGCCUGCUCUCGAACCACUCUAUAGUGCGAUUAGAAGUUACUUGGAAAUAUCUCAGCGUGUUGAAUUACUUAAUCAACGUGUGGAAGUGAUUAGUGAUUUACUAGAGAUGCUGAAGGAUCACCUGAACAGCUCGCACGGAGAACACUUGGAAUGGAUCGUCAUCUGGUUGAUUGCUAUGGAAAUUCUGGUUGCUGUUAUCACAACGUCCUUAGAUGCAUAUCAUUUAUACUUUAAUCAAUAA